Molecule: messenger RNA, 858 nt
Organism: Nicrophorus vespilloides
Lineage: Eukaryota; Metazoa; Arthropoda; Insecta; Coleoptera; Silphidae
Gene: fs(2)ltoPP43
Product: probable RNA polymerase II nuclear localization protein SLC7A6OS
Exons: 3
Coding region: 103-858 (251 amino acids)
Biological process (GO): developmental process
Source: RefSeq, a predicted model, not a curated record
UAUUGUAUUAAAGAUAGGUUAGGAAAAGCACGAAAAGCUUUCAUUCACUGAAGAUUAAUUCAAGAGUAACCAUCGCGGAGAAGACGUGUUUAAAGAAUAAAAAUGUCUGCAGUUAUUAGAGUUAAAAGGAGAUUUGAUGAAGAUCCAUUGGAUGCUUUAGUUCUUAAUUGUAAAAGAAGAAAAACUAAUAAGGAAUGUAGUUCCGCCACUGAUUUAUCUGCAAUAUUAAAAUUUGCAGGAACGACUGAAAGACAGGAAGAUGAUGUGCUCCAACAUAUUAAAUGUCAGACAAAAUCUAAAAUCGAGGAGAACUUUAAAGGAAAUAGUUCAAGUAUAAAAGAUAAAUUGAGGGAUGAAAUUCUAUUUUCCUCUAAAACUAAUCGAUACAAAAUAGUCAACUUACGCAGAUCAAAUACAGCUGAAGACAAUGCAGCUNAUUUGAUUGGGGUAUAUCCUCUGAGCGAUGAACUUGUUUAUGGAACUUAUAGGGAUAAUGGAUUGAUGGAUUCAGAUAAUGAGAGUGAGGAUUCUAAUGAUGAAAAUAACUGGAGAAAUGAUUAUCCAGAUGAAGAAGAUGCAGAGAGCAUAACACAAGAUGACAUGCUGGCAGCAAUGAAUACAGUAGGAUUGGAAGAUAAAGAGAACGAUUUAUCCAGUUCAGAUGGAGAGGAAGGUUUUAUUUAUAGUAUUGAUAGUGAAUCUGCUGGAUUUGAAGAAGACAUUGAUCAAUCAGAUGUCCAUAGAUAUGGUGAGAGAUAUGCUAGAUUUAAAGCUCGCCAUAAGGACUUAACCUCUGACAAUUCUGUUGAAUAUGAUUAUGAUGAUGAAGAUGAUGAAUAUAAAGAGUGUUAUGAUUAA